This is a messenger RNA of Tarenaya hassleriana, 772 nucleotides long. RefSeq names its product WEB family protein At1g75720. Lineage: Eukaryota; Viridiplantae; Streptophyta; Magnoliopsida; Brassicales; Cleomaceae. Bases 28 to 639 code for a protein of 203 amino acids. The record is from RefSeq and is a predicted model, not a curated record. The transcript is spliced from 2 exons.
UCUCUCUCUCUCUCUCUCUCUCUCUCUAUGGAGGCCGGAGGAAAGGGGAAGAGGGCGGAGAUAGACACGAGGGCGCCGUUCAGGACAGUGAAAGAGGCAGUGGCUUUGUUCGGUGAGAGAGUUCUGGCAAGUGAAGUCUACACCAAUCGACUCAAAGUGAUCCACGGUGAGAAAUGGGAAGAGCCUUCGAGGGCAGUGAACAUUGAAACCGAGCUUGAAGAGACGAAACACAACCUCAAAAGGGCGCAGGAAGAAAGCAUGCAGAUGAAGAACUAUCUGUCUUCUCUCAGGGAAGAACUCGAACGGACAAAACAAGAGCUCCAGCUUCUGAAACAGAUUGAUCAUGACGACGAUGUUGAAUUCAAGAACCGAAUCGAAGACAAGAUCGAAACGAAAUUCGAAGUCUACCAUUGCGGGUCGGUGGAAGGAGGAGACUUUGAGAAGAAGAACAGGAAGAAGAGCGAGAAGAGAUACGUGAAAUUCGCAAACACGACGAGCAUUGGAACUUCGGUGGCGGGAGUUGAGAGGUUGCUUGAAAGACAACAUUCGAUGAGGAGGAAGAAGAAGGAGAGUUUGAUCCCUUUGAUUGGAGGGCUGUUCUGUAAGAAGAAGAAGAAGGCUUGCAAUGAAGCCGCUUGAUUUCAUUUUACAAAAUAAAUUCACAUCUGUUAUUACGAGUUUUCGCAUUGUUUCUUUGAAUGCCUUUUCUUUCUCUUUUUGUUCAAGUUAAUAAAAAAAUUAUUUCAAAGUUAUUAUCUCUGGUUUGAUUCUA